Pistacia vera is the source of this 1276-nucleotide messenger RNA. Its product is annotated as transcription factor MYBS1. Gene Ontology annotation, molecular function: DNA binding. The transcript is spliced from 2 exons. The record is from RefSeq and is a predicted model, not a curated record. The coding region runs from base 78 to 1052 and encodes 324 amino acids. NCBI's taxonomy places the organism in Eukaryota, Viridiplantae, Streptophyta, Magnoliopsida, Sapindales, Anacardiaceae.
UAACUUAACAAAACACAACUAUAACUUUAAAAACAUUUUUGCAAAACACAAACACAAAAACAAAAGACAAAAGCACCAUGUCCAAUAAUUCAGUUUCUUCUUGGAGUAGAGAGGAAGAAAAAGCUUUUGAAAACGCCAUAGCAAUGCAUUGGAAUACUAGUACUAGUAGCACCACAAGUGAAGAAGACUCCUCCUCACCAUCAUCAUCAGAAGAGCAAUGGCAAAAGAUUGCUUCAAUGCUUCCUACUAAAACUAUUGAAGAAUUAAAGCAACAUUACCAGUUGUUAAUGGAGGAUGUGCAGGCAAUAGAGGCCGGACACGUGCCUCUACCAAAUUAUAUAGGAGAAUUAGACGGUGCAACGUUGGCAACAUCUUCAUCAAGUAAGGAUUUUCAUGGCUUUUCAGGCUCAGUGAAUGGAGAUAAGAGAUCAAAUUGUGGUUAUGGAAGUGGGUUCAAAGGCCUAAGCCAUGAGUCAAGUGGGCAUGGAGGCAAAGGAGGCUCGAGGUCUGACCAAGAAAGGAGGAAAGGAAUUCCAUGGACAGAAGAAGAACAUAGGUUAUUUCUACUUGGUUUGGACAAAUUUGGGAAAGGGGAUUGGAGAAGCAUUUCAAGAAACUUUGUGAUAUCAAGAACUCCAACACAGGUGGCUAGCCAUGCACAAAAGUAUUUCAUACGGUUGAACUCGAUGAACAGAGACAGGAGGAGGUCGAGCAUUCAUGAUAUAACAAGUGUGAACAAUGGGGAGGUGUCGUCUCAUCAUCAUCAUCAUCAAGCUCCUAUAACAGGUCAACAGGGAAACACAAACCCAGGAGGGGGUCCGGCAAUGGGGGCAUCGGUGAAGCACAGGGGGGGUCAGCCGCAUAUGCCUGGUUUGGGAAUGUAUGGAGCUCCUGUUGGCCACCCAAUUCCAACUCCUGGGCAUAUGGCUUCUGCUGUUGGGACUCCAGUUAUGCUUCCUCCUCCAGGCCAUCAUCCUCACCCUCAUCCUCAUCCUCCUUAUGUUGUUCCGUUGGCUUAUCCAAUGGCACCACCACCGGCAAUGCACCAAUAACAGUACCGUUUCUCUCAUGUAAAUCAGUUUGCAGUUUUAGUUUUGGAGGAGGUUGGUGAAAGUGAAACUAAGAGAAAAGUAUUGAAAAUUCGUGGGAGCUUGAAAUUCGUUCAUAAUUAGAAGCUAUAGAUUUUUUUUUUUUUUUCUUUUUUUUAAGUUUCAAAUAAUCUUUAAUAAAACAGUCUAUCUAAUUAAAGUUUGUUCAUAAUGUACUCAAGCCAAGG